AAAGAAAGAGAAGAAAAAGAAACAGCCUGGGAUGUUUUUAAUGUCUCUUUGUUUGGGUUCACAUUUGUCUCUUCAUCUUCAUCUCUCUCUCCCUUUUUCUCUCUCUGGUGUCAAUAGUUGAUCUUUAUUUUCUUAAUUGUUGUUCAUCUUCCACCGUUAAUCAACAUGGUCAUAAUUAGAAUCAGUUGAUUUACUAAUUAAUCGUUGAAUCCAAUUGAAUCUCUUUUUUUUUGUUCUAAAUCUCAACAAAUUGUCACUUCUCUUACUAUUGUUGCCCAUCAACAACAUCAACAACUGUGGAGUAAUUAACUUACCUUUCAUCAUUUUGUUUCUAUUUUUUUAAUUACCUGGUUAAUUAGGUUCGAAAUACAGUCAUGAACCUCAUCUUAUCUAGUUAUCUUUUACAUUGGGUUUUCUAUUAACUAUUGACUUGACAUGGUCAGCUCAUGGUCGAGGGCAUUCACGCCAUUCACGAGAUGACCGGAAAACAAUCAGUGUUGAUGAGGGUGGAGAUGCUGUUGUUGAUUGUAUCCCAAUUAGAGGUUCUUAUAGUUCUGGUGAAAGGAAUGAUGGUUCAUAUGGAGAUCCUAAUGAGUCAAUUAUUAGCACCGAUUGGAAGAAGGAUGGAAAACCUUUGAAUAUAAUGGACAAUCCUCGAAUUGUGAUCCAAUUGAACCACAGUCUGGUCAUUAAGAAAGUCACAGCUUCAGAUGAUGGUCAUUAUCAGUGUUUCAAUGAAUUUGUUAAUCCCAAUGGUGGCGGUGGUCGGAUAAUCCGUCUUAGAGUUAAAGAAAAGCUGAAAUUUAUUGAUCCUCAGAAGGACAAGAAACUGGAAUUAAAUUCCGUGUCCAAGUUACAUUGUAAGACCCGUGGUCAUUUACCUCAAACUGUUACUUGGAUUAAAAAUGGAUUCAAAUUUUUACCUGAUCACAUUAAACAAGAAAGGGGAACCCUUAUGUUCAAUGGUGUCUUGUCAACUGAUGCAGGAAGAUAUACUUGUAUUGCCAGUGAUUCAUUGACAACAAUUAACUCAACUGUUAGUGUGGAAGUGGUCAAGUCACCGAAAUUCACUAAGAAACCCGCUAAAUAUGUGGAAUCAGAAGUUGGCUCAUUUGUUGAGCUUCAUUGUGCCGCUGAAGGUGAUCCAGCACCGAUCAUUCAUUGGGAGAAGAAUAAAGAAUUCAAUGAUUUCAAAGCUGACCAUCGGAUAACCACUUAUCCGAAUGGGUCAUUGUUGAUUAGUAAUUUUCAACAGAAAGACGAAGGAAAAUAUGGCUGCAUCGCUGGAAACUCAGCGGGCUUGGAAAGAGCUGAGGUUAACUUGGCCAUUGGAACUUCGUCAUCUUCAGUUAGAUCAGCGAACGGCUAUUCAGCCACUUCAACCGAACUCGAAGGAGAUGAUAAAAUGACCAAGACCAUUUUAAUAACCGGAGGAGUGGUAACACUUUACAUGGUGUUUGUCCUUAUCCUGAUGAUUUGGUGUCGCUAUCGAACCGCUAAAAGGAAAGCAGCCUCAAUGUUAAACCAUAACGGAAACAAACCAGAAAACGGCGAUUUAGAAAUGAAAGAGCGAAAAUCGCUGACCAGUCAAUGACCAUUGAAUCAAAUGGUCAAUUUUUUUUUGUAAUCAUCUUCCAUCAAAAAGCCAAUCAAACAAUCAGUGACUUGAAUCAAAUUUUCAUCACUUUUUUAUUAUCCCAAAGAUUAACUCUCAUCAUCAAGGCUUUUAACCCCUUGUCUCUCUUAGGCCUUGGCCAAUAUAAUCUCAUCAAGAUCUCGGCCCAGUUUUUCAACGACUUUCUCACGAUAUCUUGAAACAAUUAACUCUGAUUAAUGUAUUAUUAUCAACUGUAAAAUUAAUCCCUUUCAUCACCAGUCAUAACUUGAUAAUCAAAGGAGAGACACAAUUUAAGCCAAAAAAUUAAUUUGUUACCAAAUUAGUCUAAGUGUUAACAUGAAGAAAACCAAAUUAUCCCUUUUUUGUUACUAAAUCAAUACUUUUAUAUUAUCCUGAUUAUCUUAAUCAUCAUCAUCAUCAUCAUCAUC
Messenger RNA from Panonychus citri (citrus red mite), 2046 nucleotides. Its product is annotated as tyrosine-protein kinase-like otk. Gene Ontology annotation, cellular component: axon; plasma membrane. The coding region runs from base 644 to 1594 and encodes 316 amino acids. Gene Ontology annotation, biological process: dendrite self-avoidance; homophilic cell-cell adhesion; axon guidance. The record is from RefSeq and is a predicted model, not a curated record. NCBI's taxonomy places the organism in Eukaryota, Metazoa, Arthropoda, Arachnida, Trombidiformes, Tetranychidae. Gene Ontology annotation, molecular function: cell-cell adhesion mediator activity. The transcript has 2 exons.